This is a messenger RNA of Clarias gariepinus (North African catfish), 2331 nucleotides long. RefSeq names its product solute carrier family 43 member 2b (gene slc43a2b). The transcript has 14 exons. Gene Ontology annotation, molecular function: neutral L-amino acid transmembrane transporter activity; L-amino acid transmembrane transporter activity. The record is from RefSeq and is a predicted model, not a curated record. Bases 114 to 1883 code for a protein of 589 amino acids. NCBI's taxonomy places the organism in Eukaryota, Metazoa, Chordata, Actinopteri, Siluriformes, Clariidae. Gene Ontology annotation, biological process: transmembrane transport; neutral amino acid transport.
GGAAUUUCUCGAGGGACGAGCGAGCAGAGAGAGGGAGAGCUUCGACCUGUUUCCCACAGAUCUGAGCUGGUGUGUGUACAUCUGUCCUCUUGUAGUCCCAUCCCUUGUUCACUAUGGCUCCUACACUCUCCACUGCAUUUGCUCGUCGCUGGUGGAUGGCAGUUACAGCCAUCAUUGAGAACUUACUGUUUUCUGCUGUACUGCUAGGCUGGGGCUCCCUUCUCAUCAUGCUCAAAUCUGAAGGCUUUUACUCCUAUCUCUGCACAGAACAUAGUAACAGUUCCACUUUAAACAUCUCUACAAAACCAGUGACUUCACCAGCAGUGGAAGAGGAAGACUACCUAUAUGAGGAGUUUCCACAUGACAAUGGGGUAGAAAUAGUUUCUCUGAAACCAGUGGAUCAACCUCUGCAUUUGAACGGCUGGUUGAUCUGCAAAGAACAGGAUGAGAUGCUAAACCUUGCCUUCACUGUUGGCUCGUUCCUUCUCAGUGCCAUUGCUCUUCCUCUCGGCAUCGUCAUGGACAAAUAUGGACCCCGCAAACUCCGUCUGACUGGCAGUGCCUGCUUUGGCUUGUCAUGCCUGCUUAUUGCCUAUGGAGCCAGCAACCCCAGUGAACUUUCUGUACUUAUUUUUAUCGCACUGAUUUUUAAUGGCUUUGGAGGAAUGUGUAUGACCUUCACUUCCCUUACACUUCCCAGCAUGUUUGGAGACCUGCGUUCCACAUUUAUUUCUCUCAUGAUUGGCUCCUAUGCAUCGUCAGCUGUCACAUUUCCUGGGGUUAAGGUGAUCUAUGACCUGGGAGUGAACUUCAUUACUAUCCUGGUAGUGUGGGCGGUGUGUGCUGGCCUUGUCUUCCUCAACUGUUUCCUCAACUGGCCUCUUGAAGCCUUUCCUGGCCCAGAAGACAUGGACUACACUGUGAAGAUCAAGUUUAGCUGGUUGGGUUUCGACCACAAGAUUACCGGAAAGGAAUUUUAUAAGCAGGUGACCACAGUAGGCAAACGGUUAAGCACAAGUGCCCCUCCAACACAGAAGGAGCUGUCUGACAGUGAAGCUUACAAACUCUGCCUCUCUACCAUGGACCUGGAGGUGCAGUGUGAGCCCAAAGAAGAAUCUCAGUCCUUCAUGCAGAGUAUCCUCAGCCCUCUCUUCUUGCUCAGCCUGGUUACAAUGUGUGUCACUCAGCUGCGUCUGAUCUUCUACAUGGGAGCCAUGAACAGCAUCUUGGAGUCCAUGAGCGAUGGAGACCUUGAUACAGUGAGUCUGUAUACCUCUAUUUUUGGCGUGAUGCAACUGUUGUGCCUCUUGACCACUCCAGUCAUUGGUCAGAUCAUGGACUGGAAGCUAAAGGACUGUGAUGACGAGACUGAUAUAAAAAAUGCCAGCAAAAAUGAGCCACAGCCGAAGCGAAGGGACAGAAAAAUCCAAAAGAUAACCAAUGCCAUUCGAGCCUUUGCUCUAACGAAUCUCAUCCUUGUUGGAUUUGGCAUCACUUGUCUUAUCCCAAUCCUUCAACUUCAGAUGCUCUCUUUUGUUCUGCAUACAAUUGUCAGAGGUUUUAUCCACUCAGCUAUUGGAGGACUUUAUGCUGCUGUUUACCCAUCGUCUCAAUUCGGGACCCUGACUGGGAUGCAGUCUCUGAUUAGUGCCCUUUUUGCUCUGCUCCAGCAACCUCUUUUUAUGGCCAUGAUGGGGCCCCUGGAGGGAAAUCCACUCUGGGUGGACGUGGGUCUUUUUGUUCUCAGCAUGCUUGGUUUCCUGUUGCCCCUUUAUCUGCUGUGUUUCCGCAAAAACCUUCACCAAAAGAGGAAAGAGAGAGAAAAUGAUGCCAAGAUCUACAUCAGAAUCAAUGGCAGUGACAAGACUGAGGCCUUUGUCUAGAUCCAGGCCAAACCCAGAGACUAAAGCAAGGAUGUACAGAGACAAAGAGAGAAAUGUGUGUCAUUUUUAUCAUGACUUAUAUAUUAACAUACAUUUAAGCACGCACCUCUUGUUUAGAGGUUCAGCGUACUAACUAUGCUGUUUUGGAAACUAAUAUAUCAUCAAUGGAAAAAACAAUAUGGAAUUCAAACCCUGUGUGUUCAAAUGUAUACUUUUUUUUUCUUCACUAGCUGUUCAACUCAUUUUACAUUGUCUGCUGUGUGAAGAAAAGGAAAGAAAGAAAAAAAAAACAUUUGAACAUUAAUGUUCAGCUGCCUAACUCUUGGUACCUUACCAAUGUGCUGUGCAAGAAAACAGCAAUGCUAAAAAUUGUAAAUGACUUUUGGUUAUGAGAAUUUUAUAUUUGUAUGAGAUAAUAACGAUGCAUUAAACAAGCUGGUCCAUCUGA